UUCUUACAAGAUGGAAAAUAAAUUGUUUUUGUGUGUAUUGGUGUCCUGUUGGCAUUUCCUAAAUGCUUUGUUCAGAGUCGAAGUUCCCCAGACACUGUACAUUGUAGACUACGGGAAUAAUGUAACCAUGGAAUGCAGGUUUCCAGUGAAUGACCACUUAGAGCUUAAAGAUUUAAGUAUCAUUUGGGAGAAACAAGAACAAAACACAAAAGAGGUUUACAAACUUCAUAAAGGGAACGAAGACUUUACAACCCAACACAGCGACUUCAGUGGAAGAAUAAAACUGUUUCAAGAGAAACUGAAAUUGGGACAGUCUUUGCUUCAGAUUAGCAAUGUAAUGUUCACUGAUGCAGGCAAUUACCUCUGUCUCAUUGGCUAUAGAGGAGCUGAUUACAAAAAGAUCACCUUGAAAGUAAGGGCUCCUUACAGAAACAUAACCACAAGAACUGUGCCUAUCCAAAGUAGCAGAGUACACAAAGAAAAAGUGCUAACAUGCAAGUCAGAAGGAUAUCCAAAGGCAGAAGUCAUCUGGCAGAAUGGAGACUACCAUGAUUUGAGUAACAAGGCAAAUACAAGUUAUGAGACUGGAACUAACCAACUGUACCAUGUGACAAGCACCCUUACAAUUGACAUAAGGAUUAAUGAGACUUUUCGCUGCAUAUUUUGGAAUAAACAGCUUCAAGAAAACACAUCUGCUGUUUUUAUCAUAUCCGGUUAUGAUGAAGAUAACAGCAGACACCAUGGACUAAUAGGUGUGGCAGCAUUUUUCCUUGUAUUAUUGCUGUUAUGUUUAUUCGGGAUUAAAAAAGCCAGAGAAUAUAAGUACAGUAGGACGUGUACAAAAAACUCAUUACCGGAUGUGACAGAUGUACGAAUUGAAGAGACUUAGCUUGUAUUAGCAGGAGAAGGUUUUUCUAACUACCCCAUUUUUAUUUUAUUUUAAAUCCUGGGUCUGAUCCCUAUAUCAUUUAUGCCAAUGUAAAUCAGGAAAAACAUAAAUGCUAUUACUGGACCUACGUUUUGCAUCAUGGCAUCAGAGUCAGGCCUUCUAAUAUAUAUGUUUGUAUUUAUUUAAGUGUCAAGAUGUCUGCUUUGUCAAUGAUGCACUUUCAGGAACGUUAUUUAUCUUUCUUUUUUUUUAAUAGUUUAAAAUUAAAAGCACUUUAAAUUCUUGACCCUAGUUAAUUUCAUACUCAUUUUUUAAAUAUUCUGUUUUGUGAGCUCAAGUUUUUCUCUGAGCUUAGAAUUUCUUGCUGAGACCACACCUCUUUCCAACUUCCAUGGAUAAAGCUGCCAUCACUUUGCUCCACACUAAGGAUUUGGAUGGAAUGAGACUGAAUGCCAUGCAUGCAGGCCAAUUUCUUUUGUACCUGUAUUUCAAGAUAUGGACAAUGUGUAGUUAAGGCUGAAACAUGCUUCUAAACUCUUUUGUAACAACAGGGUUCCUCCUGGUUUGGGAAUCAGCAGAUAUUACCCACAGGGCACUUAAUUUUUUGUACUUCGAGGAAGACUUUACUGGGGCUUAUUGUUCCUGGGAAUGAAGUUUGCACUACUGGCUGCCUGCUGGUCACUAUUCUGAUCCACUGCCUGCUGAUAAUAUAGAACUUUGGAUCUUCCUGAAGAAGAGCUCAUGAAGUGGACAAUCUUUUUCUUUCUUAGAGAGAGUUGUAAUGCAACACGUUAUAUGAAGCAAAAGGGACAUUUAUGAAAUCAUUCAGUAGGUACUCUAGCACUGAUUUCUGGAUUCCAUUCAUUAAGCUAUUAUAUUUAAUUGUAUUUUGCUAGCUGCCUAGCUGUAUCUGGAUACCCUUGUGUCAUAAAU
Molecule: messenger RNA, 1822 nt
Organism: Alligator sinensis (Chinese alligator)
Lineage: Eukaryota; Metazoa; Chordata; Crocodylia; Alligatoridae
Product: programmed cell death 1 ligand 1-like
Exons: 6
Coding region: 11-889 (292 amino acids)
Biological process (GO): negative regulation of T cell proliferation; positive regulation of T cell proliferation; immune response
Cellular component (GO): external side of plasma membrane
Source: RefSeq, a predicted model, not a curated record